Messenger RNA from Carassius carassius (crucian carp), 582 nucleotides. Its product is annotated as cell cycle control protein 50A-like. Gene Ontology annotation, cellular component: Golgi apparatus; endoplasmic reticulum; plasma membrane. The transcript has 3 exons. Gene Ontology annotation, biological process: phospholipid translocation. The coding region runs from base 1 to 582 and encodes 193 amino acids. The record is from RefSeq and is a predicted model, not a curated record. Lineage: Eukaryota; Metazoa; Chordata; Actinopteri; Cypriniformes; Cyprinidae.
AUGGUAAAAUCUACUGCCGUAUCAUCUGACUGUAAUAAAGUUUCUACUGAAACUGUGCUACACUCACCACACUGUGUGACUGCCAGCAAAUCAACAUCUAGAAAAGCGAUGAGCAGCAUCACCAUCACGCUGGUCACUAAAGCACCAGCCAGACCUACACUCUCAGUGGGUGUCUCAUAUACAAGUAAACCGGUAAACUGGAGCAAACCCGUUUAUGAGCUGGACCCAUCUGGUUCAGAGAACAACGGUUUCAUCAAUGAGGAUUUCAUCAUGUGGAUGAGAACCGCUGCUCUCCCCACCUUCAGAAAACUCUACCGCAUCAUUCAGAAGAAGGACAACAUGACCCCUACAUUACCGCCGGGAAACUACAGCCUGGACGUGACCUACAGUUACCCACUGCACAGCUUUGACGGCCGCAAGCGCAUGAUCCUCAGCACGAUCUCCUGGAUGGGAGGGAAGAACCCUUUCCUGGGCAUUGCCUACAUCACCGUGGGCUCCGUCUGUUUCUUCCUGGGGGUGGUGCUUCUGAUCAUCCACCAUGAAUACGGCAACCGCAACAACAACGCUGACAUCCCUAAUUAA